UUGCAGUUUUGGUGCAGUGGCAGUGAGUACAGCGUCUCCUCUCCUUUCGGAAGAGACCAGUUCAGAAGAAAAAGAAGAAAUCCUAGCUUGGAAAAAAAGCGUUUUCGAUACCCAACGCGCAGUGUAGUUUGUAGAAUAGAGAGUUCAAGUCAGUGCUAAGUCAAGAUGUGCAAUCGGUCGUUGGUUCUGGAGCUGCUGCUGGUGGUCGGCCUGGCCUCGUCAGCGAUGGCCGCGUGCUCGUGGAGGGCCGCUGGAAGCAGCUGGUUCGGCGGGGAGAUUUGCGUCCUGCAGAAGGUGUACGACGACUGCCAGGAGAAGAGCGACUUCACCGAGUGCCUCAAGCAGAAAGCGCUGACGUCGCUGUCGAGGGCGAUUGACAUGAAUUCCAUCCAACUGGUCGAUGGAGUGACCCUGGUCAAGCAGAACGAGUCCGAGGACGAAAACGACACCGCCCAGAACGAAGCCGUCCCGGAGAGCCUCGCCGACGCUCGCGCUCUGGAAGGUCUCAGCGGAACCGACCGCGCCCUGAUCCAGAAGCUGGACAAGUUCCUGAAGACGCACACCGUCAAGCUGGACCUGUCGUCGCGCACCGAGGCCGGCCGUGGCUCCGGAGACAAGAAGAACGGCAGCCGGUACGUGAUCGCCGCCCUGCUGACCGCCCUCGGAAUCGCCGGACCGAUCGGUCUCAAGACGCUGGGAGCCAUCGCGUUCAAGGCGCUCGUCAUCUCCAAGGUCGCCCUCACCAUCUCCAGCAUCCUGGCCCUGAAGAAGAUCUUCAAGAGUGACCACCACGAGGAGACCACCUUCCAGGUGCACUCCGGUGACCACAACCGACGGGCCACCUACUUUGUGCGACCGGUUCGCGGCAUGAACAGCCCGUACCAGUACUACUACGACCAGCCCGCUGCCGCCGCCGCCGCUCCCAUGUACUAAGUGGAAGCCACCCACCACCCUCAAACCCAGGAAUCGAACCCAGAACGCCAAGAAAUCGGAAGCAAUCAACCACCCCCUCAACAGCCAAAGCCAAAUGAAACCAAAACUAUCCGACCAUGCGUGCGCUCCAGAGUGAAGAAUGAAAGAGAAUGACAGAUAAGAAAGAGAGCGCCAAAUGAAAGCUAGAGCAUGCAAACUAUUGGUCUAUUUCGCGACAGAAGGAAAUAGCACUGAACAGCGUGUGUUCUUCUAGGGAAAAUCAACAACAACAACACAAAUCAAGAAAUCAUAGACUGAUGCCGUGUAGUACUUGUGAGAGAGCAUCACAAGUGAUAGGGAGAGAGAGAAGAAAUAGCC
Molecule: messenger RNA, 1290 nt
Organism: Culex quinquefasciatus (southern house mosquito)
Lineage: Eukaryota; Metazoa; Arthropoda; Insecta; Diptera; Culicidae
Exons: 2
Coding region: 166-933 (255 amino acids)
Source: RefSeq, a predicted model, not a curated record